AUGAAGCGAAACUGGAGUGGGACGAUCGCCAUCGACUUGGUAGCGCAGCUGCCUGGAGCGUCCAUCUACAGUCCCCGGUUCGUAAACCAGUUUGAUCGUUGCAUUUUCCUUUCCUGUUACAUCUGGCGCCCAACAUGGCGCCCGGAAAAUAUCGACAAAAACGCAGUCUUGUUCUACAGCUAUGUCUGCUACCCCUUGGAAUACUCGGGACAAGUUCUUUCUCAGAGGGGAUCCUUCAAUCAAGUAGUUCGUAAUAACCUCAGUGCAGAGGGAAAGGGAUCAUUCAAUCAAGUAGUUCGUAAUAACCUCGGUGCAAAGGGGCAAGGAUCCUUCAAUCAAGUAUUUCGUAAUAACUUCGGUGCAGAGGGACAGGGAUCCUUCAAUCAAGUAGUUCGUAAUAACCUCAGUGCAGAGGGACAGGGAUCCUUCAAUCAAGUAGUUCGUAAUAACCUCGGUGCAGAGGGACAGGGAUCCUUCAAUCAGGUAGUUUGUAAUAACCUCAGUGCAGAGGGACAGGGAUCCUUCAAUCAAGUAGUUCGUAAUAACCUCAGUGCAGAGGGACAGGGAUCCUUCAAUCAAGUAUUUCGUAAUAACUUCGGUGCAGAGGGACUGGGAUCCUUCAAUCAAGUAGUUCGUAAUAACCUCGGUGCAGAGGGACAGGGGUCCUUCAAUCAGGUAGUUUGUAAUAACCUCAGUGCAGAGGGACAGGGAUCCUUCAAUCAAGUAGUUCGUAAUAACCUCAGUGCAGAGGUACAGGGAUUCUUAAAUCAAGUAGUUCGUAAUAACCUCAGUGCCGAGGGACAGGGAUCCUUCAAUCACGUAGUUCGUAAUAACCUCAGUGCAGAGGGACAGGGAUUCUUCAAUCAAGUAGUUCGUAAUAACCUCAGUGCCGAGGGACAGGGAUCCAUCAAUCAAGUAGUUCGUAAUAACCUCAGUGCAGAGGUACAGGGAUUCUUAAAUCAAGUAGUUCGUAAUAACCUCAGUGCAGAGGGACAGGGAUUCUUCAAUCAAGUAGUUCGUAAUAACCUCUGUGCAGAGGGACAGGGGUCCUUCAAUCAAGUAGUUCGUAAUAACUUCGGUGCAGAGGGACUGGGAUCCUUCAAUCAAGUAGUUUGUAAUAACCUCAGUGCAGAGGGACAGGGAUCCUUCAAUCAAGUAGUUCGUAAUGACCUCAGUGCAGAGGGACAGGGAUCCUUCAAUCAAGUAGUUCGUAAUAAUGACGUACACUUUUUGCGAAAUGUCGAUAGCAUUCUUAUUUCGUAG
Molecule: messenger RNA, 1263 nt
Organism: Mizuhopecten yessoensis (Yesso scallop)
Lineage: Eukaryota; Metazoa; Mollusca; Bivalvia; Pectinida; Pectinidae
Exons: 2
Coding region: 1-1263 (420 amino acids)
Source: RefSeq, a predicted model, not a curated record